UAUUUUUUUUUAAGACAAAUAGAGUAUAUUCCAGCUGUAGGUGUUGAAAUUUAUUUUACAACGAACUGAAAAUGAUUGCUCAAUCCCUGUCUGUGGUAGUAUUACUGUUUUUUGUGCAUAACACUAAUACCUUACCAUGCUCUGACAAAUUCAAUGCAACUGGAGAAUCGUCAUCAAGUUAUUUGCAGCCUUUAUCGUCACAUGACACUGCCAUUUUAAACCAGUCGGGUGAUUUUUAUCCCGACAGAUGGUUUAAACGUUAUCAAACACUGCUGUGGAAAAAACUUUUUCAAAAUAUCACAAAAGAGGCUGUCGUUAUUCAUAUCUUUGGAUUGCGUCACAACAGUAAUGUAAAUUCGAGAGCAAGAAUUCAUGACGUAAAGAUACAGAAUGUUACCUUUAACGAGACGUGCGAUCCCUCCGUUCUGUCCUCAAUGAAUAAAGAUAUUCAGGAUAAUUUUUUCGAUAAACAUUUUACAGCGGAUAGCGUAAAAAAAGUAAAAUACAAAAUGAAAGAUGAUAUCUUCACGUUGAAUGAAUUCGAUAUCACUUUUGCCAUAAAUGAUCAAAUCAGUUAUAUUGUCACAUCUCCUUGUAACUUCGUCACAGGAUCAGGUGGGAGUUUGCAGUUAUCUGUAGUUGGUUAUGUCAAUUACUGCCCCUUUGAACUAGUCUGUGGAAAAGUGAAGAAAUACGUCAGACUAGAACAUACGAAAUGUCAACAAAGACCAGUACUUUAUCCAACGGAAGGAGAAGAAGACAGACUUAAACAAAAAAAACAUACGUUAUCAUUACCUUUCUUAAUGUUUUCAAAACCCUCGGAUCAUAUAUUCGUUAAUAGAAACGGUGUAAUAUCAGUGUCCUCUAUAUCCGUUGGUAAACCAUCCAUAAAUGGCAAGGAUACAGUGAUGGCUGUUUAUAACAUGGAAACACCAUUCAAAGACGGAAUCAUAAAUUCAUACCAUAUGAAUCAAUCUCAUCUUUUAAAAGCAGCAAAUAAGGACAUAUCACGAUACUCUCUCAAAUCAUUUUUUGCCAAUCAAAUCAUUGUUGUAAACUAUAUUGGUGUGAAGUAUCAGUCAAAAGCACACACGUUCCAAGCUGUCUUUGCAACAGAUGGAAAUCAAACUUAUGUUAUAUUGAACUACUACCGACUUGAAAGUAAUGGUGCAACCGUUGGAUUUUCCGAACGCGCAUGUGGGCACCGUUUGUAUUAUAAUAGUACUAAAAGUAAGUCAUUAGCUCAUACGUCAAACGUUGGAAUGCCCGGAAGACACGUCCUGUUAUUGACAACUCGCUGUGCAAAAGCAGAACUAUAUCCCUAUGGAAAUUCUUCUGGCGAUGUAAUGCUGGAAAAAUGUGAAUCUUGCAUACGUACUGUUCCUUUCCGCCAGCCAUCUCUCUUUAACAACAUGUUAGUUUUUACCCAAACAAGUGGAUUUGCUGUGCAACUGUUACACCGAGAUGGUUCAAACAUUUUCAUCUUCCCUUUUUACAAUUUCGAUUCCAUAUCAGUUUCAAUUGCUGAUAGCAUUUACUACAGAGAAACAAACGAAACAACGCUAAUUUCAGAAAUAAAUUCUGACAUAAAGCUGGUUUACGCGCAUGCGCCAAAUAUGAGCCGCGCAAUCAUUAUAACAUUUAAGGACGUACACGUUAAUACAUUUCCUACUCAUAACAGCACAUAUCAAAUAGUAAUCGCUCAUGACGGGUUAAAACAAAGUUACCUAUUUCUAACAUACGAUUAUUUAAACACGUUUGGGGAAAUUUCCGAAGCUGCAAUCCUUCUGCAAUGCUCUGUGAUAAAUGUUAAGUUACUUUACAACUACGGAAAUGCAGUGUAUCUAAUGAGUAACACGAAUAUGAACAAGCUUGGUAGAUAUAUAUUUCAUUCCAGUGGAAGAGACGAAUGCAAAGCAGGAUGCUCUCCUGUACACGGGGCGGCCAACUUGUUUAUGUUAAAAGACGUCGACUUGCAGAGAUUUGCAAGACUGAAAAAUUUUGAAGAAGAUAUAAAAAUGCAAAUUCUGGGAAAAGUUUACGGAAACAUUACUGAGAAACUUUACAUAACGAUUUUUGGAAAUUUACCAAAUCGGCAUCAAGGUUUCAAACGUUUUUACAAUCUCACUGUAACAAAAAUGGCAUACACUGAAAGUUGUAACCUGAAUCAACUUUAUGUUAUUAAAGAUGCAAUUAAUACUAUCCAAAACAACGCUGAUUUCCAACCUACAAAGUUUGUAUUGGUUUCGUAUAAUAUACAGAAGAUUUGGUCUCCCCUUGAUGUCAUUUUUGCAUUGCAUGGCCAUUUCACUAUUGUUUUGAUACAUCAAUGCCCCAAAACGAAUGUAACUAUUAAUACCGUUGGGUAUUUCAAAAGUUGUUCCUUCUUAUUGGCAUGUUUUAAUGAAAGCAGUCAUCCGUUUGCAAUCUUAGACCAUUCCACAUGUGCACGAAAAGAUCUUAUAUUGUAUCCUUAUGACACAAGAACGUACCAAGACGACAAAAAUCAAGCAGAAGUGAAAUUUGCGUGGCACAAACCUUUUUUGUUGUUUUCAACACCUGCUAAAAGUAUGAUAAUUGGAGAUGGAUAUUUGGAGAUACGUUCAAAAAGCAAAUCUCGACCGACAUCUGAGAAGAGAAUAUUAGAUGUUUAUCGUUUACGUGACUUGCAAAUGAAUAACUUAUCUGACGAUUUUAUUGAAAAAAAGAAGAUCAUUUACGAGUACUCCAUUAAACCUAAUUUAUUGUCAGCUGCUAGCAAAGACAUUUCUAGCUAUUCGUCAGAAAGCUUUUCAGCUAAACAUCUUCUUAUAGUAACAUUUGCUGUUCUUAAAAAAGUCGACGGCAGCCAGUUUACUUUUCAAGCAGUAAUUGCAUCAGAUGAAAGGGAAACGUAUGCAAUCUUGAAUUAUAAAGAGCUCGGUGGUCGCGCCAUUUCUGUCGGUUAUGAGGAGCCCCUUUGUGGAAAAGGAAGGUUCUCUAAAGCAGAAUUCAGUCAAGCGUUAGUUAAUACAUCAAAUAUAGGAAUCCCAGGAAGACAUGUGUUUCCCUUGACUUCGUUUAAUUGCACAAGAGCAGCAUUCUAUCCAUAUGGCAUUGCGGAAGGCGACAGGGCGCUGGAGAGAGGUGAUAAUGUCGCUGAAUCAAUCUUAUUGAAUACGCCUCUUCCACUUAAGACGAAACAAGUUGAAAAAAUAUAUGUCACAUCAAAUGGCUUGAUAUCAAUGGAACAUGCCAUUCAAUCUUCCGUUCAAUAUACCCACUAUGUUCAAUAUCCAUAUUCAAUUAUCGCUUCGUAUUACAUGGAUUUUGAUACCAGCUUCAGUGGCGUAAUCUACUAUAGACAAACAAAGGAUAAAGUUAUCACUGGUCAAGCAAAACAGGAUAUAAAAAAUGUCUAUCAUUUAAAUGUGGAUAUCGGUAAUGUUGUCAUUGUAACCUAUGUUGACGUACCAAGGCGUCAGUCUCCUUUACACAAACAUACAUUCCAAACAGUGAUCGCUUAUAACAAUAACAAUCAAACUUUUUUGAUUUUAAACUACAAAAAACUAGAUACACCUAGCACAUUAGUGAUGUUUUCGGAGUACCCAUGUUGUAAGAUAAAUAUAACAUCGAAGUUUGACUACGACGUGACUACCUAUCUUACAGACCAUACAAAUGCAGAUGGAUUGGGAAAAUAUGUCAUUCAAAUCACUAAUAGCACGCAGGAGAAGUGGGCAAAUAAUAAACGUAAGAAAAUCUCCGAAUUAAUUAUUGGCUACGAUUUUGUUCGCAUCAGAUGGAAAAUAGAGGGAAAUAGCACAGCUAUCAUUACAAUGAACAUCAUUGGUCAAUGGCAAGUCACAUGGGUUCGUUUUCAAUGCAAGGAAGUCACAAGCUAUGAAUUUGAAGACCUCUACCAAACGAAUGUUUACAGAAUUGAACUGAUGGACACUAGUGGUAGCCUUCCUGCUUUGAUCGAAGUUUCUCCUGCCAAAUUUGAACCAGUUAAUAAUGUUUACAUAACACAAGAUGGUGAUCAAAUGGUGUUACAUUGGACAACACCUACAAGACUGUUUGGAAAUGAUACUGCAUCAAAAACCAUAAUUACACAUUGGAGCAAGGAUCGUCAUCAUGUAUACAACCAGACUUUUAUAAAAUCUAUCUAUGAAAAGCAGUAUUUAUUCAAUGCCUCAACCGGCUCAAAUCACAAGCUUACAAUCGUUCUUUCAACAGCAAAUGGCCAACUUAGUCCCGCAAGAAUAAUUUUUUAUACAUUUUCUGAGCCACCUAAAAGUUCCCAGGAUUACACAAUCAUCAUAAGUGCAACUGUCUCUUCGUUGGUUUUCAUAACAUUUGUGUUAGCUGCAUGUUAUUAUCGAAGAAAAAAUCAAAAUAAAAAUAAAUACUUACAGCCACAAAUAAAACAACCGGUUGAUUUUGGCCGCAGCAUUCGAGAACAAAGUAGCAAUUUAAGCUAUGAUUCAAAAUACGAAUUUCCAAGGACACACAUCUCUCUGAUUAAAGUCAUAGGAGAAGGAGAGUUUGCACAGGUAUGGAUAGCGUCAGCUAAGGGAAUAGAGAAAUUUCACCCACGAAAAGACAGAACUGAGAAAUUGGUGUCGAGAAAAGUAACUGGAAUUCACCAGAACAAUAUUGUUGUUGCUAAAACCCUGAAAGAAAAUGCUACAGAAAAGGAUCACAAAGAUUUAGCUAACGAGCUUAAGCUUCUAAUUCAUAUUGGCGAACAUAGAAACAUUGUCAAUUUGGUUGGAGCCUGCACCAAAGCUGAUAAUAUUUUGUUAUUGACGGAAUACUGUGAAAUGGGAAGUUUAGCUAAAUACUUGCGCUUGAAUAGAGAUUAUUUUGAACCCACAUGGCAUCGCAAUGGGAAAGAAGAAUUUAAUUGUUAUCAAGUCACAUGGAUUGCAGUACAAGUAGCAGAUGGUAUGAGCUUUCUUAAAGAGAGAAAGUACGUCCACCGUGAUCUUGCGGCUAGGACUGUAUUUCUAACCAAAGACAUGCAUGCAAAAGUUGCUGAUCUUGGACUGAUGAAGAACGCACCUGAUAAUGAUUACUAUAAGAGAGAAUACGUUGAUAAAUUACCGAUCAAAUGGAUGGCACCGGAAAGUAUUUUAGAGAAGAAAUUUACUACCAAAAGUGAUGUUUGGUCAUUUGGUGUUUUGCUCUGGGAAAUUUACUCUCUUGGUGCUCUUCCAUAUCCAGAUAUUCAAGAGAGUAAAGAUUUGUUAGCUUACUUGAAACAAGGUUCACGCAUGUCACAACCAGUGGAAUGCGCAAAAGAAUUUUACGACAUUAUGUUAGAAUGUUGGUCAUUUUCGGUAGAUUCAAGACCAUCAUUCAAUGAAAUACGAAACGAUUUAGAUCGACUUAUGGUGAAAAAGAAACGAGUACUUGACAAUCAAAGAUCUGUUAAGGCAACACCAACACUAAAGAACGAUCUAAAUGAAAGGUAUGACUAUUCGUCUGUGGGUAAAUCAUUGUAUGAUGAAGUCUUCCACGCAGAUCGAAAAAGCGCACAUCUGUCAUUAAAUUCUGGAGAAUUUACAACAGACAGAAAAGCUGCUACCUCCGAGAUAGAGAGUGCAAAAAACCAACCUGAAUAUGAUUAUGAAGGAAACGAUAAUGCGUACCUUAUGUUAACUCCGGACGAUUGCGGAGAUGAACAGAUGGGUGAAGCGAUGAAAGAGUUUAACAACACCAUACUGGAUUUUGUUGGUGAUGAAGUGAUGGAAAAAAAAAGCAAAGAAAAAACGCCAAAAGUCAAUUCGAACGAAAAACACCAUGAGUACGUUAAUAUUGUGCAACAUCAUUCAGCAGAGAACAGCAAUGAUAGUAAAUAUAAAAACCCUGAUGAAGAAAAUUUCGAUGAGCACGAUGAUGAGUAAAAUAAAUUUGUCAUGAACACAAAAAGUUACCCAAGAGAAUUUUCUUCACAAACUCUCGCACGUAUUAUAAUUUUAAGCUCUACUAUGCAAAAUGUACAAAAAUAUGUUAUUGAAGAAUUUUUAAUGACGUUUUAGCUAUUAAUAUCGGCCAUUAUAACAACGAUUUCCCUUUAUGGUAUUUUUGUCAAAACCUUUAAAACAAGAAAAUUAUUUUCUUCUUUCGAUUUGUGGGAGAGAAAGCAAUAUCCUGUAUGACCCGAUUUUCUGCUAUUUUGUUUUCUUUCAAAAACUGUUU
Hydractinia symbiolongicarpus is the source of this 6183-nucleotide messenger RNA. RefSeq lists its product as uncharacterized. The transcript is spliced from 22 exons. Lineage: Eukaryota; Metazoa; Cnidaria; Hydrozoa; Anthoathecata; Hydractiniidae. The record is from RefSeq and is a predicted model, not a curated record. Gene Ontology annotation, cellular component: signaling receptor complex. Bases 72 to 5888 code for a protein of 1938 amino acids. Gene Ontology annotation, biological process: cell-matrix adhesion; multicellular organism development; protein phosphorylation. Gene Ontology annotation, molecular function: transmembrane receptor protein tyrosine kinase activity; ATP binding.